Molecule: messenger RNA, 1470 nt
Organism: Tachyglossus aculeatus (Australian echidna)
Lineage: Eukaryota; Metazoa; Chordata; Mammalia; Monotremata; Tachyglossidae
Gene: ADRA2B
Product: adrenoceptor alpha 2B
Exons: 2
Coding region: 1-1326 (441 amino acids)
Biological process (GO): adenylate cyclase-activating adrenergic receptor signaling pathway; regulation of vasoconstriction; regulation of smooth muscle contraction
Cellular component (GO): membrane
Molecular function (GO): alpha2-adrenergic receptor activity
Source: RefSeq, a predicted model, not a curated record
AUGGUCCCGGCCCCCUACUCCGUGCAGGCCACGGCGGCCAUCGCGGCCGUCAUCACCUUCCUCAUCCUGUUCACCCUUUUCGGCAACACCCUGGUGAUCGCGGCCGUGCUGACCAGCCGCUCGCUGCGGGCCCCCCAGAACCUGUUCCUGGUGUCGCUGGCCGCGGCCGACAUCCUGGUGGCCACCCUGAUCAUCCCCUUCUCGCUGGCCAACGAGCUGCUGGGCUACUGGUAUUUCCGGCCCACCUGGUGCCGGGCUUACCUGGCGCUGGAUGUGCUGUUCUGCACCUCGAGCAUCGUGCACCUUUGCGCCAUCAGCCUGGACCGCUACUGGGCGGUCAGCCGGGCCCUGGAGUACCCGUCGAGGCGCACCCCGCGCCGGGUCAAGGCCGCCAUCCUCGCCGUCUGGCUCCUGGCCGCCUUCAUCUCGCUGCCGCCGCUCAUCUACAAGGGCGACCCGGGCCCCCGGGGGCCCGGCCGGCCGCAGUGCCGCCUGAACGACGAGGCCUGGUACGUCCUGGCCUCCAGCAUCGGCUCCUUCUUCGCCCCCUGCCUCAUCAUGAUCCUCGUCUACCUGCGCAUCUACCUGAUCGCCAAGCGCCGCACCCGGCCCGGCCCGCGGAUCUCCGGGCCUGCAGAUCCCGCCGCCCUCCAGCCCAACGGCCUCCCCGUCGUCUUGGAGGACGGGGAGGCCGUCCAGCAGCCCCCCACCUCCCAGGCCCCGGGACCCCCUCCCACCAGGACCUCCCCCCUCAGCCCUGCAGCUGGGGGGCAGGAGGGUGGAGGACAUCACCCCAGCCUGACCCCAGGGGUCAAGGAAGAGGAGGAGGAAGAGGGGGAGGAGGAAGACGAGGAAGAGGAGGAAGGCCCAGGGAUGGGGGGGAAGGAGGGAGAGGAGGAGGACCGGGAGGAAGGGCGGCCCCCGGGUCAGCCGGCCUCCUUCUCCUCCUCCUUGCCUCCACGGGGAGCCCCGACCCUGGCCACCGGGCGAGGCCGCGUGCUGCUGGCCCGGGGUGCCGCCUCCCAGCGUGGAAGGCCUCCCUGGAGGCGGCGGACCCAGCUCAACCGGGAGAAGCGGUUCACCUUCGUGCUGGCCGUGGUCAUCGGCGUCUUCGUCCUCUGCUGGUUCCCCUUCUUCUUCAGCUACAGCCUGGGCGCCGUCUGCCCCCAGCGCUGCAAGCUCCCCCACGGCCUCUUCCAGUUCUUCUUCUGGAUCGGCUAUUGCAACAGCUCCCUCAAUCCCGUCAUCUACACCGUCUUCAACCAAGACUUCCGCAAGGCGUUCCGCCGGAUCCUCUGCCGCCAGCCCACCCGGACCGCCUGGUGAGCCGGGGCCCACCGCCAUCCCGACCGCCCCGCCCGGGACCAGGCCCCAAGCCCGGGCCUCCCUGCGGGCCCUGCCAAGCCCCAGCGGACCCUCCCCACCCUUAUUUAUUUGCCACCCGUCUGGGGAGAGAGAGGGGGUGUGUGU